Molecule: messenger RNA, 1980 nt
Organism: Brettanomyces bruxellensis
Lineage: Eukaryota; Fungi; Ascomycota; Pichiomycetes; Pichiales; Pichiaceae
Exons: 1
Coding region: 1-1980 (659 amino acids)
Molecular function (GO): copper ion binding; oxidoreductase activity
Source: RefSeq, a predicted model, not a curated record
AUGGCAGCUGGUGAAAAGCACGAAGAGGAAUCUAGUGGCUUAAUUGCAAAGCUAACUGGCCCAGGAACUCAGGUUGACGAGUCAUGCGGCAAUUCUCAGAACGUGAAUGAUCCCUUAAAGGAUGAAACUUCAAAGUUUAGCUUUGCACGAAGGCAUUGGAAAUGGAUUCUUUUUAGCUUUCUUUUGACAGCAGCGCUAGCAAUCGGACUCGGUGUUGGCCUCCACAACAGAUCCUACAAAGAUGAGGAGAGUACAGAAAGCAAAAUAAUCAAGUCAGUGAUUUUUGCAAGCGAUACUGACCCAAACGAUAGAAACAACACAUGGAGACUAAAUACCGGCGAAAAUUAUACCAUGAAUUUGAAUGCUUGGAGAGCUGAUUUUGGAACAUCAAAAGAUCGACACUAUUACUUUAAUAUUACCGAAAUAACCGAGGUUAACGCAGACAAUGCUGUUAGAAAUCUAACAGUGAUAAAUGGACAAUAUCCUGGACCUUUGAUUGAAGCUAAUUCUGGUGACACAAUCUAUAUUCACGUUAAUAAUUUGUUGGAAACCAAUCCAGUGUCAAUACACUGUCAUGGACUUUUUUAUCAGGGAAAUCCAUUCGAUGAUGGGGCGGUUAGUAUUAACAAUUGCCCAAUACCUGCGGGAGGUAAUUACACCUAUAAGGUUCCAACUUCUAAAUCUCAAUGGGGCACCUAUUGGUAUCAUUCCCACUGGAGCACCCAAUAUGCCGACGGUGUUUUCGGACCUUUGGUUCUUCAUUCAUUGGAUGAAGAUCAGUUACUUGGGAAUUAUACAGGUGAUCGAGUUAUGAUGGUUAACGACUAUUAUCAUGAUACCGCCAGCACAUAUCUAUCGCAGUACCUCGGAUCAGGAAAUGAAAACAAUGAACCAAAUCCGGAUGACGGCUUAAUUGAUGGAAUAUAUAGUCAAAGCAGUUCAUAUCUGGUACCGACAAAUGAUAAAAAGUUUGAAGAGGCUCUUAACUUCGAUCCAAAUGCUAAACAACGAAUCAGAGUGGUGAACAGUGGCUUUUUGGGAACUUUUACAUUUUCGGUCGAUGGACAUAAACUUUCAAUAAUCGAAGCGGAUGGUACUAAUACUGAGCCAGUGGAAGAAGACAGCGUCGACAUCAGCGUGGCCCAAAGAUAUUCAUUCUUUUUAGAGAGAGAGAACAACAACAGCUCAAAUUUCUGGGUUCAUGCUAGGUUCAAUCCCUUCUGCUUCGCAUAUGAUGCCACUUUUGAUCUUGAUGUUCGCUCAAUAAUAACAUACAAUGCGACGUUUAGUAUUCCUACCGAUCAGCAGACAUGGGAAUAUCAUGGGGGAGAUACAAGUUGUUUGGAUUAUGAUCAAACAAAGCUCAAAACAUUGAAUGAAACCGUUCCGAUAGUUGCAAAUGGCUCAACCAAGCCUGAUGUUCUUGUGAAUCUCGAUGCCUCCUUCCAGAUUGGGGAAUACCAAUUAGAUAAGGGGUACUUCAACAAAUAUACAUGGGCACCAUUUUCUAACACAUCAAGUAUGCAUGAAACAUUAUAUAACUCGAACUUUAAGUUGGAUGGAGUGCAGAAUUAUGUCGAGGAUCAAUAUAUACUUAACUUUGAAAAGAGAGGACAGAUUGUCGAUUUUGUUAUUAACAAUUAUGAUGAUGGACCACACCCUUUUCAUCUUCAUGGACACAAAAUGUGGGUAAUUGACAUCUCCCCGAAAGGAACAUUUAGCGAUGAUAUGUAUGACGACAAGUCGAAUUUCAAUCUCCAACAUCCUGUGCUAAGAGAUACUGUAACGAUUGGACCAUUUGGAUAUGCUGUUCUUCGAUUUAAAGUCGAUAAUCCAGGUGUUUGGCCUUUCCACUGUCAUAUCGGAUGGCAUAUGGAAGCUGGACUUUUAUUACAAGUGGAAGAACUCCGAGAUGAAUUCGCACACUUCAGUGAACCAACAGGAUGGAAAGACGCAUGUGGAUUCGAUUUUAAACAAUAA